Hordeum vulgare subsp. vulgare (domesticated barley) is the source of this 1453-nucleotide messenger RNA. Its product is annotated as chitinase CLP-like. NCBI's taxonomy places the organism in Eukaryota, Viridiplantae, Streptophyta, Magnoliopsida, Poales, Poaceae. Gene Ontology annotation, biological process: proteolysis. The transcript has a single exon. The coding region runs from base 162 to 1355 and encodes 397 amino acids. Gene Ontology annotation, molecular function: aspartic-type endopeptidase activity. The record is from RefSeq and is a predicted model, not a curated record.
CAUGUAAACACAGAACAAGAAGAGCGCCGAAUAGCUGCAAUGUCUAGCUAGCAACCAAUGUACAAGGAGCAGGAUUUCAAACGAGAAUAAUCGUGUGCGACUAUGAUCGAUAACGUAGAAAAUUGCAACUCUGGUUCGUUAGGCAACAUUGAUGGCGACAAAUGCUGUCGAGACAUGCAUGCAUUGGUGAAUCUGAUUCCAGAUCAAGCGUGUAUAUAGGGGAUGCACGUACGUACGUGCCUUCCAUCACAGCAUCGGCAUUGAUUUCGAUUCCAAGCUUCCAACACAACACAACACAACACAAGCCCAAAAUGUUGCAGUCCAAGCCAGUUCUGGUGCUCCUCCUGCUCGCCGCCUCCACGGUGGCGACCGUCGGCAAGCCUCUGCUCACCAAGGUAACCAAGGGCGGCGCCUCCACGGCGCUCUACACGGCGCCCCUCAGCGCCGGCCGCCCACUGGUCUUUGACCUCUCCGCGCCGGCCAUCACGACGCCGUGCAGCGGGCAGACGACGACCGUGACGCUCUCGGCCAACUCCACCGACGGCAGCAACCCGCUGUCCCCGGUCUCAUUCGCCGCCACCGCCACCUGCGCGGCGGCACCCUCAGGCUCCGUCGGCGUCGCGGGGCUCGCUCGCUCAGGCUCCUCGUUCCCGGCCCAGGUAUCCAGCACGCAGAAGGUGUCCAACUCGUUCGCGCUCUGCCUUCCAAGCGACGGCGUGGGCGCGGCCAUCUUCGGCGGCGGCCCGUUCUUCCUCGCGCCCCCGGCGGACCGGCCAGCCAUCACCACGCUGCUCUCCGACGGCGUCCCGCUCCGCCAGCCCUUCGCCGGGAACCCCGGAUACUUCGUGUCGGCGACCAACGGCAUCGCCAUCGACGGUACGCGCGUGGCCGUGUCCGGCUCCGGCGCGCUCGUGGUCGGCCUCUCGAGCACGACCCCCUACGCGCAGCUCCGCAGCGACGUGUACCGCCCCUUCAUCACGGCCUUCGACCGCGCCAUGGGAUCCAGCGCGAAGGUCGCGGCGGUGGCGCCGUUCGAGCUGUGCUACGACUCGUCCAAGCUGUCGCCGACGCUGUCGGGCUACUCCGUGCCGCAGGUGGACGUGAUGCUGGAGGGCGGGACGAACUUCACGGUGGUGGGGGGGAACUCCAUGGCGCAGGUGAACAGCGGCACGGCGUGCUUCGCGUUCGUCCAGUCUGGCAGCACGGGCGCGACGCCGGCGGUGGUGAUCGGCGGGUUCCAGAUGGAGAACAAGCUGGUGGUGCUCGACAACGACAAGAAGACGCUCAGCUUCACCCCGUACCUCCCGGCCAGGGGAUUCUCCUGCAGCAACUUCAACUUUACCAGGGCGGGAUAGUGAUCCACAAUUUCAUGAUAAUUUGUAGUGUUGGAAUAAAAUAAAUAAAUUCACUGGAAUAUUAAUUAAGGACAGCGAUAGCUUCCAAACUUUCGGCA